Molecule: messenger RNA, 990 nt
Organism: Dothidotthia symphoricarpi CBS 119687
Lineage: Eukaryota; Fungi; Ascomycota; Dothideomycetes; Pleosporales; Dothidotthiaceae
Exons: 1
Coding region: 1-990 (329 amino acids)
Biological process (GO): protein import into nucleus
Cellular component (GO): cytoplasm
Source: RefSeq, a predicted model, not a curated record
AUGCCGGCGCCCACGACCCUCCGCGUCAAGAGGAAGCGCGACGAUGCCCCCGUCGACGCCCUGCUGGUCAAGCGACAGAAGGCCCUGGAAGCAGACCCCAAGGCCUUGCGCCAGAAGUUCUACUUCCGCCGCCUCACGAGACCAAACGAUGCGCCGGCCACGCCCGCGUCGCCCACACCGGCUUCGGAGCGACGCUUCCACCUCGACGCAUCUGCAGGGAACCGUACCAACCAUGUCUUCAUAGAAGCACGACCAGCCGCGCCGGGCCAGCCAGACAGCGUCGACGGGCAGCUGCAGGUCCCCGUACCAGAGCCAGCGCACCCAGCAACCCCGCGACCCAGGAAGCGACCGGGCACAAAGAGUGCAUUGCCUCGAACCCCAGCCACUGCCAUACAGCAAAAGUCUAUCCUCACCUCCCCAUCCGCCCAAGACCUCCGCGAACUUGAAGCCCUCUCUGAACAGCUUGGCUCGCCUACAAAAAAUGCAACCUCGCCCUCCAAGUACAAGCCCAAAGCCCCCGCCCGCCGCUUCGCAGAACGCCAUCCCGAACAAGCCCCACAGCAUGGCGAUGCAAUGGAACUCGACACCGAUGAAUACGUCUACGACACGUACGUCCGCGAGGCCAUAAUGCCCGAUGCUCCCGAGCCCUCAGGUACUGUAGGCUUCCUGGUCAUCAACGAAGCCGAUGAAGAGUUUUGGUACGGCGACGAUGAGAGUGACAGGGAAUUCGACACGGACGACGAGGAUGAAAAUGCCGAGGACUACUACGCGAACGACUACCCCGAGGAUGAGAUGAGCGAGGACGACGAGUUUGGGAGAGACCUGUACCAGAAGAAAUACCGCAUUGGCAGCGACGAAGAAGACUACAACCCCGACGACGAUGACGAUGCCGCGAUUGGGAGCGGUGAAGACGAGGAUGAUUUGCACUACAAAAUGACCGUCCCCAAGGCGCAGAGAGUAGGGUAUUGGGGGACGUACGGAGAAAAGUGA